This is a messenger RNA of Podarcis lilfordi (Lilford's wall lizard), 7218 nucleotides long. NCBI's taxonomy places the organism in Eukaryota, Metazoa, Chordata, Lepidosauria, Squamata, Lacertidae. The record is from the annotation of a GenBank genome assembly.
AAAUGACGUAAGACUGCAUCCGCUUCCUGGUUUGAACACGUGCGGGCGUUCUCUUCCGCACACAGUGUGCGCGAUGGCGGCGGCGUCUUCUGUGGAGGCGACCAAACCAACGGCCACCCUGGCGGCUCCCCCUCUCCUUUCCCUGGACCCGGAGAGGCAGAAGGAGUUCCAGGCCAAGGUGCACCGCGUACGCAAGGCGGCUGCCCAGGUGAGAGCGAAAAGAGGAGAAUAAUAAUAAUAAUAAUAAUAAUAAUAAUGAUUUUUUGUUUAUACUCCGCCCUCCCCAGCCAAGACCGGGCUCAGAAGCAGGGAUCUGGUGUCCAGGUGCAUCAGUUUUGGGCUACAACGACUUCCAUCUGCCCCAGCCUGUGGCCCCCUUGUGGCCAUGCUGAGACCCUAGAUUUCUCCACUUCUUUCCUAGGAGUAGCUGUCAGACGUGCGUGUGGUAGAAACUCCAUGGAGUUGGACAGAAGCUAGAGCAGCUAGGGCUGAUGGGAGUUGUACUUCAACAACAUCUGGGGACCCACAGGUUGAGAAAGGCUGAGCUAGAGUUUCGCUGCUCGGAAGGUGGAGCUUCCUGUUGCUUUUGACGCGACUCUUUUAUUUUUCUCCUCUGGAGCAUUAGGCAUCAUGUUACCCAUUUGAAAAAGUGUGGGGAGGCCACUUUUUAAUCAUAACUGUUUCCGUGGUGAUGGAAGCCUCUUUCAUAUGUUGCUUCAGUACCACAGAAAUAAUUUACAACACUCCUAUUAUUUUUAUUAUUCGUUAAGUUUCUAUAUCACCCUUCAUAUGAGGUUUACAAUAUAAAAACACAAAAAUGCAUGAUGUAGUAAUGAGCAAAAACAAUAACGUGACUGAGUGGUGCUUGGACAAAAAUAAACGAUCCUACUUGUCCGCCAUACAUAACUACAUAAACCACAUGUCAGCACUCAUACAUAAGUAUAUAAACCACAUGUCCAAAAUAGUACAGGAGAACAAUCCUGAAGCCAUUUUGACUGUCCCUGGCAAGCCAGUUCCUACACCAUUGCAAUGCCAUAUGGUAAAAAUUAAGAAUUUGUGGAGUAGCAGCUAAGCUUGCGUCAUGCUAUUUUAUGUAUUAUCUGAGUGUGAACUCCUAAUGGUUCUGUGUGUGUUUCCUUGAGAGCAGGCAAUAGAAACUGAUGUUGAAAGGCUUUUGAAAAAUAUUGAUGCUUAACAGUGCCAAUGUUCAGGAUUCUGUGAGGAGGCAGCAGCAUUUACCAACCCAGCGCAUUUAAGAUUAUAUACACACACUGUGCAUCUGCAACUGUCAUCAUGCAGAUUUGAUGUUUUAUUCAUUUAUUACUUAUAUAUCAUGUUUUUCUAGCAUUGUGGAGUUCAAAGCAGCCGGCUCAGAUGGUCUCCUAUUUGGGCACUGCUCCCACCUGCUUAACUUUAGCAAGGCUGCUGCAUUUUGUAGUUUCAGGCUGAACUCCAGGGAAUGUUUUUGUCUCCCCGCCACCAUGUCUCUGCAACUGCUCUGCACAGGGAGAUCACCAGAGAUAAUGAACCAAUGCGCACGUGGGUGUAUUUUGAAAUCUUAAUUAAUUCCUUCAUAUAUAUUACAGAAUCAGAAGCUGACACCUGGUGUCAUUUACUUGGGCCAUAUCCCAAAGGGUCUUUCUGAACCACAACUUAAAGAAUACUUUGAUCAGUUUGGGACAGUUACAAGACUUCGACUUUCAAGGAGUAAAAAGGUAACAUUGGGAGGGGAAUUAUAUCUUGUUCUUCUUUCUCCUUAAUAAGGUAGAACACUAUAAACACCGCAAAAGAUCAACAUCCAGCUCACAGCACCCUGAAGAGCUAGGAGGGCACAAAAACUUAAAUAGAAAAGUUUGAACUACCCUCCAUGCAGUGAAGGAUUUCUGAUGGGAGGGCUGCCAUAGAAAAGAUCCUCUGGUGUGUUGUUACUUUUCCAUAUAUUCUUAGGGGUAACACUUCUUAAAAGGCUUCAAUUAAAUUCUUCCCCCUUCAACCAGGCUCUAUCACUCCUUACAGCGGGCAGUUGUAGUUUAUGGAGUAAUUCAUGUUGGCCAUCAGAACAAUAUCAAUGUAUAUUUAUUUAUUGAAUUUAUAUACCACCCUAUACCCGGAGGUCUCAGGGCAGUUCACAGAGUAUAUAAUUUAACAUGUAGGCUCUCUGUGGUCAUUAAAUUAAACCAAUGGGUGUGUCUGCAUAUUUUUCUUACUUUAAGAAAUAUGUUUGCAGUAAAAGUAGUUCAUUGGGCUCAGAAAUCCUUUUUCUCUAAGAUCCUUCAACCAAGAAAAAAUAGUGUUCAGCACGGAUACAUUUUAACAUGUAAAUGUAUUUCAAGGUUUAUCUCCUUAUCUUUAACAGACUGGGGGCAGCAAAGGUUAUGCGUUUGUGGAAUUUGAAUAUGAUGAAGUUGCUAAGAUCGUUGCAGAUACCAUGAACAACUACCUUUUCGGUGAACGACUUUUGAAAUGUGAGUAUGAAUGAGUUUCUUGCCCAAAAGGAAAAUUGAAUGUGGCAGUUCUGAAGCAGUAACAUCAGUUUCCAAACCUUGCCACAGUCUGGUUUACAGAGUAUCAUUUCUCUGAAAACUGCCCCUCAAACCUGGCUGUUACUUUGUCUUUUCUUCCAAAGUCCUUGUAUCUCUUCACCCACCCCAUCUGUCUUUUUUCCCUUGGUACUUGCAGAUACCCUUUCUCCCAAAGAGAGCAAUUGACACACAAGGCCCUGUGACCUCCUGGAAUACCCUGUAUUAAGAUAAGGUGCAACCUGCAGUCACCUUUCUCAGGAAACUGCCUGUUAAACCACAUUUGCAAUGGCAUGAAAAAGGCAUUGUGUACUGCUUAGUAGGAAUUUCCUCCCUUCCCAGCGCUUGCCACAGUUGUGUGGUGUGUUUUUGAAGUGGCUCCCAACUGCUCUCUGUAGUACAUUGGAAUUGCUAUUGUUCAUGGUGACUCUUGGCUUGAAAACAGAAAAGGAUUAGUGAGUCCUGUUCUCUCAAGCAAGUUUAACUGAGCUGGACCGAUGGGAGAGUUGAACACCAGAAAACCUUGUUCAUAAUUCUCUUAUUAAAGAUUCAGACAUAGCUUCAGGGUGAAUUUAUGUGAGGCAGCCUUCCCAGUGCUAUUAAUGAAGCAGCCAAACAAUGCUUUCCACUUAAUUAUAAUUCAAUUCCAGCAGAUGAUAGAAUUGUUCUGAGAGCUAGGUGACAGUCUUUGAAGAAGCCAGCCCAAGUGCAUACAUAAGAGAAGGUGGAAAGCUAUUGGGUAUCGGCCAGAUGUUGACAACUCUGUGCCAGAAAUAGAGGUCAAGGCAGGUGGAUGAACAUGACUAGGUGCUUCUCCUUGUGUACUGAGAAUCCUAAAGCACAGCAAUAUUUUAUUCCUGCCCGGUGUAAAGGACGGUUUAGAUAUGGGAGUUAAGAGUAGUGCUUUUGUAGUGAUCCAGAGCAUAUAAUUGGGGAACAUGCAACUUAACAUGAAGAUUUCCAUGCUUUGGUAAAUACUGCUCCAUUUUUCAAGGCUUCCAUAUUGAUUUUUGGUGUAACGUGUUUGUGAUGCAGGCCAGUUUAUGCCUCCUGAAAGGGUGCAUGAAAACCUGUUCAAAGGUAGUGAGAAAAUAUUCAGCAAGCCGUCCUAUCCAGCAGUGAAACGCUACAACCGGAGGCGAACAACCCAAGAGAAAGCAAAGAUGGUGCAGCGGUUGCUGAAGAAGGAACGGCAGUUGCGGAAAAGGCUGGCUAAGAAGGGAAUCGAUUAUGAUUUUCCUGGCUUUGUAAGUGAAUGCCCUGCCCGCUCCCCCAAAGGUUGACAUACAAACAUGUUAAGUCAAGUGCUAAUUGCAAAGUAUGUGCCUUAAACAGGGAUUGUGAAUGGUAAUAUUGUCAUUGAGCAAGCGAAAGAUCUGUGAAUGUUUUACUCAGUAAAAGAAUGGAGUCUCUGGGCCUUUUCACAAAGGACACAGAGGCAAACCCUGGCUUGUCGCCCAGUGUGCAUCCAGCACAGAUCUACAGCUUCCUGAAAGAUGGUCACCUACCUAUGUGAUACAUGUGUCUGCAAACGUAUUUCUAGCCUUCACUCUUAACACAUUUUGGUCUACCAGUAAAAGAACUAAGGUCAGACUUGUAAACAGCCACUUAUCUAGUCUCUGAUGGUGAGUAACCAUUACUUCCAGGUGAGCAGAUAGGAAAGCUUUUGUAGAAUAGAUGAGUUUUUCCUAUCAGGUUUCUGAUGUGUCACAAGUAACUACGAUUGGUAUGUAUUUUGUUAAGCCCACAAGGUACUAGUCUGCCUAUUAAAAACACCUGUUCAGGGAAGUUUUUAAUCUGUGAUAUUUUACUGUAUUUUUGGUUUCUAUGGAAGCCGCCCAGAGUGGCUGGGGAAACCCAGCCAGAUGGGCGGGGUACAAAUAAUAAAUUAUUAUUUAUUAUUAUUAUAAAAUAAGCAAUGUGUGAAGUGGCCCUAAGCUAUCAUAACAGAUCCCAACUGAGCUGGAGUGAAAUUGGGUUUUGUAGCCCUUUAUUGCUUAUUAAGAAAAAGGCACAAUUCUAGGACAGUAUUUUAAUCUUGUUUUUUUUUAUAUAAUUUUUAUUAAGUUUUCAGUAUAAGAUUAAACAGAAAAACAUAAAGAAGAAAUACACAAAUACACAGUACAUAAUCAAAAGAAGAAAAAAAAACACAAAAAACAAAAAAAGAAACAGAACAAUUAAAAACAAUCACCUUUUCAUUUCCGUGUUUAAAUUUACUUAUUUUCUGGACCUCCUCAUACCUCCCUCUUUUGUAUUCCAGUCCAGAUUGUUUGUCCAGCAAUUUCUUUUCCACUUUUUUAAUCCCAAUCUUUAAUCUUUAAUAUAAUAUAGCAUUAAAAUUUUACCUCUUAAAAUACCAGGUUUCCAUUUCCUUAAACUUCUUUAAUCCUAAUCCUUAAUCUUAAUCUAUCUAUAACUUUAAAUCCUGUACAGCUGGAAACCACUUAUUUUCAAUCCAACAUCACUCUAGCAUUCUUUAAUUUUACAGUGUUUCUGUAGAUAAUCUUUGAAUUUCUUCCAAUCUUCCUCCACCGACUCUUCUCCCUGGUCACGGAUUCUACCAGUCAUUUCCGCCAGUUCCAUAUAGUCCAUCAGUUUCAUCUGCCAUUCCUCCAGCGUGGGAAGUUCUUGUGUCUUCCAAUACUUUGCGAUAAGUAUUCUUGCUGCUGUUGUUGCAUACAUAAAGAAAGUUCUAUCCUUUUUAUCACCAUUUGGCCGACCAUGCCCAAGAGAAAGGCCUCUGGUUUCUUAGGGAAGGUAUAUUUGAAUACCUUUUUUAAUUCAUUAUAUAUCAUUUCCCAGAAAGCCUUAAUCUUUGGGCACGUCCACCAAAGGUGAAAAAAUGUACCUUCAGUUUCUUUACAUUUCCAGCAUUUGUUAUCGGGCAAAUGAUAGAUUUUUGCAAGCUUGACUGGGGUUAUGUACCACCUGUAUAUCAUUUUCAUAAUAUUCUCUCUUAAGGCAUUACAUGCCGUAAAUUUCACACCUGUGGUCCACAACUGUUCCCAGUCAGCAAACAUUAUGUUCAUGUCCAACGUCUUGUGCCCAUUUAAUCAUAGCCGAUUUUACCGUUUCAUCCUGAGUGUUCCAUUUCAGCAGCAAGUUAUACAUUCUUGACAAAUUCUUAGUUUUGGGUUCUAACAGUUCAGUUUCUAAUUUUGAUCUUUCCACCUGGAAGCCAAUUUUCUUGUCCAAUUUAAAUGCCUCCAUUAUCUGAAAAUAAUGAAGCCAGUCUCGCACUUUGUUUUUUAGUUUUUCAAAACUCUGCAAUUUCAGUCUAUCUCCAUCUUGUUCCAAAGUUUCCCAAUAUUUCGGCCGUUUGACCUCCAUAUUGAGCUUUUUCAAGGCUUUCGCUUCCAUUGGUGACAUAUUUUAAUCUUGUUUUGAUGGCAGGAUACCAUUUUGUGUGUUUGUGUGUGUUGUAUAAAUGGAUGGUAUUUUAAUCAUACUAAAUGCAGUGGUGUCCACAAAGGACAUUUUGGCUGUGAAUGCAGGUUGCACAGGGAUCAUGUUGAUGCUGAGCCUCUUUUCCAUAGGCUGCUGAAAUGCCUCUGAUUAAGAAAAAGAAAAAGAAGCUUUCAAAACCAGACUCGAGCAUGAAUGUGUCUGUGAGCAGUGAGGUAAGUUUAAAGUGUUGAUCUUCCCAAAGAGUACUAGUAAGAAAGGGUUUGGGUUUUUUAGUCAAUUGAAUUCCUGUCAUGGUCCUAUCUCUGGGAGAUAUUUUGAGGUGUGUGGGUGGCCAAAUAGGAACAAAAUUAUUGGACCUCUGCAGAGUGGAAGUUUGGCCUUCAUACAACCCCUCUAGAGAGUCUGACACCUUUGUGUUCAUUUUGUGCAUUCCCAUUGCAUCCUCAAGUCAGUUUUUACAUAAAUGUGACAAACCUGCAGGCCUCAAUUUUGUCUCAUUGCAUCCCAUCACCAGCCCUUUCCCCUUAUGCAAUCUCCUGGUAGGAUGGGACCCUGGGGAGCAAAUUGGUAGCCGCGAGGAGAGGGAAGCUAAGUUCUGUUUCAUGAGCAGAGGUCUGCUCAUGCAGUGCUGAGAUAAUGCCCUUCACCUUUAACAUCGUGAUGGUCCAACAGAAUUUAGCAACAUCCUUCUCUCUCAUAUCCAGGAUCCUACCCCCGUGUGUACCCCAUCAUUUCUUGAACGGCGAAAAUCUGAGCCAGAAGAUAGCGAUGACAAAGAAAUAACUUUCAAACUACCACCUGCAAGUAUAAAGACUGCUGCACAAAAAGCCAAAACAGCAAAGCUGCAAAGAAAAACAGCUGGCACGAAAAGGAAAUGCAAAACUUAAAAUAUUUCUUCAGCCAAAGGACACAUUCAUUUCACAAGGAGUUUCCAAGCAGUCCUGAUUUUAGAGAGUCUUGCGUAGUUACAAUAGUUGAUCCUCACAUCAAUCUCCAAUCAAAACUAUAUUUCCUAAGUAUAACAAGCCAGUGUUCCAGUAUCACAAGGAGAAAUAGUUUUAGAUUCUGCCGACUUGGACCUAUUUCUGACCUACUGGGUGGGAAGGAGAGCUGAAAUGUACUGUCUUAAGCAUUUUAACUAAAAUGUGUGGCUGGUAUAAAAAAUGUCACAGAUGGCCGAAGAGUAAACAUGUAUAAAUUGUCAGCAGAAACAGGUUAUUGAGGAAUAUUUUGUUUUUCCCAACUAUGACUCAUUUGAAAUUAAGUUCAAAUUAAAAAAUGUUGAAAUUCA